This is a messenger RNA of Trichophyton rubrum CBS 118892, 1113 nucleotides long. RefSeq lists its product as uncharacterized. The transcript has 3 exons. The record is from RefSeq and is a predicted model, not a curated record. The coding region runs from base 41 to 727 and encodes 228 amino acids. Lineage: Eukaryota; Fungi; Ascomycota; Eurotiomycetes; Onygenales; Arthrodermataceae.
UCGGUACUGAACGGACACUUGAAUUUUUGGUUCCCUUUACAUGCUAGAUUCCGAUCCCGUAACGAUGUCGUCAGCUCCCUCGGUACCGGAACGGUUGACUGAGAUAUUAUCUGCUUCGACUUCCCCGCUUGAAUCGCUGAUAGAGCUUGAGGGAGAGAUCAAUUUGAAAUAUUCGCAGGAUGGCGGAGCAAGUGAUAUGGAGUUUUUCAGCACAUAUUACUCUUCAUAUUUAAUAUGUCUUCUUCUUGACGAUGAUAUCCAUGAAGCUCGUAUGAUGUUCCGCCGUUUGCCUAUUACUCUACUUGAGGACGAUACCUUGAUGAAAGCUCUCGAAAAACUGGUACGAGCUGUUGGGACGAGGGACCAUGGGACAGUUUAUGAGAUUCUCAAAACAGCCCCAUGGCAUAAGCUUACUGAGCCUCUAGUUCAGUCCUAUACUGUUCACUACCGGAACAAGGUCAUCGACGAUACCAGUUUAUCAUAUAAGACUGUUAGGCUACCCACCAUCGUAUCAAAGCUAGGACUUGAGCCAGACUCGGACGCUAUGCAGGAUACUGGUGACGACGUACCAUCACAAUUGAUACAGGAUCUUUCUGCAAAAGGCUGGACCUAUGAUUCUGUUUCAAGGUUGAUGCAUCCCGCAAGGCCAGCAACUCAACCGGGUGCACAAGAGAGGAUAACGCUCGGGCAAAUAACUGCACUAAUCGGGAACCAUGGAAGUGGCUGAAGUUCAUGUUCCACCAUAGGUGGAUCGAAAACCUGCGAUUUAUGUACUCCGUAUACUGAUGCGGUUCAAGCUACACCAUUUAUUGGUCUUUAUCAUCCAACCCACGAAUCUUGGAAUUAUUAGUAGCAUCCGCUACUACUAAUAUACUCCGCGGGUGGAGAGAUCAUAUUCAAUCAUGCAAGGGAGGGAUUCCUCAUUAGAACUCUGCAAAGGGAUCUUUGUCAAUGGCGUGGUCAUGCUAGGAGUCAUUAUCAUCAUCAACAACGUAGGACAAUAGAUCAAUAGAAGACGGUACACCACUGGAGAAAAUUCCAUGAGUAUAUACAGCAAGAAACAAAUCUAUUGAUGCGGCUGCUUCCCUUCGUCUUUUGCUCAACAGACUAAAA